Momordica charantia (bitter melon) is the source of this 2821-nucleotide messenger RNA. RefSeq lists its product as uncharacterized. Gene Ontology annotation, molecular function: protein binding; DNA binding. Lineage: Eukaryota; Viridiplantae; Streptophyta; Magnoliopsida; Cucurbitales; Cucurbitaceae. The record is from RefSeq and is a predicted model, not a curated record.
CUUUAAUCAUUACUCUACAAAAUUGCUUUAGCAUAAUCAGCAUUUCUUAAAAGGGAGCUUCCUGGUCCUCAGUCGUCAAUGUGAACAGUUCAGUGAAUUCAAGCUCCAAUCUGCGCAAAUGGGGAAAAAGAAAUGCAAAACCAAAGAAGAAAUCGGAGAGGAUUUUUGCUUCCAUUGCAAAGAUGGAGGACAGAUCAGGUUCUGCGACUUCAGAGAUUGCCUUAAAGCGUAUCACGCUGAUUGUGUUGGAAAGGAGGAAUCUUUUGUGGAGUCUGAAGAUCGUUGGAUCUGUGAAUGGCAUUUAUGCCAACACUGCCCUAAAACCUCAAAGUUUCGUUGUGUUUGCUGCCCUAAAGCUGUAUGUGGACGCUGCAUUUCUAUCAGCGAGUUUGUGCAUGUUAGAGGGUAUAGAGGAUUCUGCAGUCACUGUUUGAAGCUUGCAUUACUUAUAGAAAAUGGUGAAGAUGUUGACUCCGACGGGACAAAGAUUGACUUUAAUGAUAGUGAAACUUAUGAAUUCCUAUUCAAGGAAUAUUGGGAACUGAUGAAGGUAAAAGAGGGUUUGACAGCAAAAGAUGUCCGUACUGCAAGUAACUUAUUGAUGACGGGAAGUAGAUCUGACUUCAAUUCAAACGAAAUUGAGGAAUCAGAAGAAGACACUGAUGAAUAUGAAAUAUCAUCAGAUUAUGAAGAGCAGGUGGAUACAGAAGAAGGGCACAAGCUAGUAAGAAAAGGAAAAAGAAGCAAGGAGAAGCUAGGCACAAUGAAAAAAAUGAAGUCAAGUAACAAAGAGUUCAUUGGAUGGGGGUCAAAACCAAUUAUAGACUUUCUCUCAAAAAUUGGCAAAGAUACAAGCCAAAAGUUAUCGCAGGAUGACGUGACUUCUAUAAUUAUAGCUUAUUGCAAAGAAAACAAGCUUUUCCAUCCUCAGAAAAAGAAGAAAAUUGUUUGCGAUGCUAAGCUACGUGCUGUUUUUGGGAGGAAAGCAAUUAAUAUGAUUAGCGUGUACAAUCAACUAACUGCUCAUUUUGCUGAAAACAUGGAGCAACCAUCAGAUGAUGAGAGCACAAGUAGUAUAGAAGAGAAGGAUGAUACUUCUUCAAUGGCUUGUAAAAGGCCGAGGAAGUUGGUCUUAGAUAGAAAACCAGCUGAACAGGAACCUUCACAUGUGUCACAUAAUUGUUCCGCUGCUAUUAUUGCUGAAAAUGUCAAGCUGGUAUACCUGAAAAAAAGUCUGGUAGAGAGACUUCUUGAAAACCACGAAUGUUUUGAAGGAAAAAUGAUGGGAAGUUUUAUAAGAGCUAAAUCCGAUCCCAAUGACUAUUCACAGAAAAAUUCUUACCAGUUACUGCAAGUUACAGGCAUAAAGACAUAUUCAAGCAACACUGAGAAACAGAAAAUUCUCCUGCAAGUUACCAAUAGGCUAGACUAUAUACCAAUCAACAAUUUAUCAGAUGAUGACUUCUGUGAGGAAGAAUGCAAGGAUCUGCUCCAGAGAGUGAGAAAUGGCCUGCUCAAGAAGCCCACUGUGGCGGAGCUUUACGAGAAGGCAAAAAGUCUGCAUGAGGAUAUUACAAAACAUUGGAUUACAAGAGAGCUGACCAGAUUGCAAACGUGUAUUGAUCAUGCAAAUGAGAAGGGAAAGAGAAGAGAACUGUUUGAGUACAUGGAAAAAAGACUUCUACUUCAAAAGUCAUCAGAACAAGCACGGUUGAUAAAUGAACUUCCAAAAGUGAUAGCAGAUAUUCCUGAACCCACAUUUGAUGAUUUAUUAGAGAGGGAUGAACAAGUAAGUCAUAAGCAUGAAGCACAACCGCCCAUAUGGGGUUUACAGCACAAGGCCCUGGUUGAUACAAGAGACGACGGAAAAGAUGUCACAGGCCGUAGCUUGUUUUCUACCUUUGAUGAUUUAUUAGAGAGGGAUGAACAAGUAAGUCAUAAGCAUGAAGGACAACUGCCCAUAUGGGGUUUACAGCACAAGGCCGUGGUUGAUACAAGAGAUGACAGAAAAGAUGUCAGAGCUGUUGAGGUAGAAGAAUGUCAGGUUGGUGUCCCAACUAUCUCAGAGAAGCAGCAACACUUUGAUGUGCCCACUUGUAAAGAUUUUGCUAAAAAAUCUUGUAUAUCAGCUGCAAAAUCUCAAACCCAUCAAGAGCAGCAUCAAUCCAUUCUGCCAAAGGAGCAUCCAUGUUCCGAAACGUUGGUUUCCUGCACAAGUAAGCAAGACGAGGCGACUGUCAUUCAAGAAUCGAAGUUAAAAAGCGAAGGCCCUUCUGAAGUUCAGUUGAUUGAGCUGAGUGACGACGACGGGCAUUUGAGGGUUGAAGAUAAAAAGCAGAACUCAGAGAAUCCAAAUUGCCCCAUGUGGUAUUGUGCAAGUCCUCAAGGUGAGACGAGGGGACCGUUGCCGUUGUCGUUACUGAAGCAAUGGAGGGACAGCAGUGCAUUCGAGUUGAAAUGUAAAGUUUGGAAGAGUGGUCAGAGCUCAGCAGAGGCUAUCCUUUUAAGCGACGCCAUCCGGUUGCUUUUUCCUGAAUAGACUUUAGGCUGUUAAUAUAUUUUUGUAUCAACUAAAUGCCGGUAUGAUGCAAAACUACUGUACAGUUAAAUUUUGUAUAUGGUAGACUGAGUGCAGAAACAGUUACUGUCUAGUGCUUUCCAUGGAAGGUCUUUUUAGAUAAGAAACAAAUGAGAAUGAGAAAAUCGGUCUGUGUACCAAAGCCUAGGUGGAACCAGACUUUCAGCCAUGUUGAAUGUGAGGAGAUGAAAAUGUGUGAAGUGCUAGUCAAUUUAAUACAAAUUUUUCUUCUUUUUAGUUUAA